UUAUAGCCUGGAUUGGGAAAAAUUAGGAAUAGACGUCCGUGCGAAAGGGAAUGGAGCGUUCCUCUCAAAUCCUACUGGUACUACUUUCCCUCUCCACUCUUAUUUCUUCGUCCUUUGAGGUUGAUGUUGUGGAGCACCCCGUGCUCUUCAAGAUGCCUGGCCUUGCAAGGGAUCCAAAAAGCGAGGCUUUGAUUCUCAACAAUCUCAACAGCCUUGGCACCAUUCCAAAUGUCACACUCCUUUUAACUGGUCGGCUUUUGAGGCCCGGGAAUGGCUACACGCAUGGUCUCUUUUCUCGUUUUCUCACCACUCAAGCUUUGGAAAACUACUACACUAGCAAUUUCUUCCAGACCGCCAUUCAGCCGAUGAUGCCGUUUCUCAAGGGUGAGGAUUCAGUUGAUUACAGUUCGCCUCUCGAGCAUGUAGAUCCUGCAAAGAAGUUUAAAGGCGAGGUCGUCCACGUCUGUUUCUUCGAGCUCAAAGCGAAUGUCAUGCAAAACGAAACUCAAUCUUUGAUCUCGAAACUCAAAAAUCUAGCUAAUGCGAUGCCCUCCACCGUAUUACAAGUAACAUCUGGCUCUAACAUCAAGAUCCGCCCCGAUUAUCUUGUGUUUUCCCAUUCUUUUGUCGCUCGUUUGGCCUCAGAAUCUGCCGUGAAGAACUUCUAUGGUCAUCCUUCUUAUAAAGAGGUUGUGGCUGAAAUCAAACAAUCGAGCACGCUUUUCGUUGAAGCCGAUUUUGUUCCAGUGGAUUAUCAUUCACUCGGGUCAAUGUAAAACAUCUUUGCAAUAAGAAAGCUCAU
Selaginella moellendorffii is the source of this 802-nucleotide messenger RNA. RefSeq lists its product as uncharacterized. The transcript is spliced from 8 exons. The coding region runs from base 51 to 776 and encodes 241 amino acids. Lineage: Eukaryota; Viridiplantae; Streptophyta; Lycopodiopsida; Selaginellales; Selaginellaceae. The record is from RefSeq and is a predicted model, not a curated record.